AUGAGGCGGCAUCAUGUGGCUCUGCUCUGUCUGCUCCAACUAGCCGGUCUCUUCUUCUUCGCUAGAGGCUUCUUCCCUCUCCAAAAAGCUGCUCUCCCAGGACAUGCAUCUGCCCACCCAGACGAUGUUCCUGCUGUAUUUGACCGCCUCAUCUUCAUAGUCAUCGAUGCACUGCGCUCAGACUUUGCUUUUGGACCAGACUCGGCCAUGCACACGCUGCACUCAAAGAUACUCAAGGAAGAAGUCCUAGCAUUUACCGCGCGUGCCUCGACGCCCACCGUUACAUUGCCACGUCUCAAGUGCUUGACAACAGGAUCCAUCUCUGGUUUCCUCGAUGCCAUAUUGAACCUCGCUGAGCCGGAUGGCGCAUCUGCAGACUCAAUGCAAGACUCCUGGGUCCAGCAGCAGGUUGCUCAGUCCCGCAAGAUUCACAUGUAUGGAGACGAUACGUGGCUACGUCUCUUCCCAAACUCAUUCGUUGAGUCUGAAGGAACCACAUCCUUCUUUGUGAGCGAUUUUACAGAUGUGGAUCAUAAUGUCACAAGACACAUCGACCCUGCGAUGUCUAGCCCAAACUGGGACACCAUCAUCCUUCACUACCUCGGCCUCGAUCAUAUCGGUCAUCUAUCUGGUCCAAGCUCAGUCCAUAUGCCCCUCAAGCAAAAGGAGAUGGACACCAUUAUUGACCAAAUCCACAUGUUCAUCAGAGAUCAAGACAAGACGUCAGGGCAUUCGACUGCCAUUAUGGUUGUAGGUGACCACGGUAUGACAGCAACAGGCAAUCACGGUGGUGCAAGUGAUGCGGAAACUCAGACUGCUGCUUUCUUGAUCAGUGAUCGACUCAAGGGCCUCUCACUCAAACAAACCUGGCCUGCGCAACAAGAUGCCGAGUUUUCUUUUUACCGGCCAAUUUUGCAGUCUGACCUUGUACCGAUGCUGUCACUACUUACAGGAACACCCAUUCCAAUCAAUGCUAUUGGAAAAAUUCCUGCAGCUGUGCUUCCAUUAUGGAGCGAUAGCAAGGACCGACUAGCAGCUUUGCGACAGAAUGCGCGUCAAUUGCAACGCUUACUCUUGGCUGGUGGAAUUUCGAAGUUCAUAGGAACAGAGUUACCUUGCUCCGAGGUGGACUCGAUGGGCUCCUGCGACUUGGUCAAUAUUGACUUUGCGGACCAUUCGUCCAGCAGCGAAGCUGACUUGUUGAAUGCACUGGAACAGAUGCAGGUACUACUCAAAGCCUCGUCCAACGAUUACAACUUGACAGAUAUGGCAGUUGGUCUUGCAUUGCUUGGAUCCGUUGCUGUUGUCGCAUUGACGUGCUACAUCAAGAUACAUACAUCCACUAGCGAACUCGCAUUCCUUCUAGUCCCGGCCGGUCAUGCGGCCACAGCAUUUGCAUCCAGUUUCGUUGAAGAAGAGCAAGUAUAUUGGUACUACCUCACUGCUGCUUUUUUACUUGGAUUGCAGCUGUUUGAUCUCUCGCAGACCAGCAGGCUGGACUUAAAGACUGCAGGCAGAGCCGUCAUUUCCUUACUUCUCUUCCGUCUGCUCAGAAGAUUCAAUCAGACUGGUCAGAAGUUUGCUGGUAUGGAUGAUUUGAGUGGAUGGUUCAAGAACGAACCGGCACUCUUCGAGAGAGCGUUGCUCGCCACUUUUCUUGCGAUUGUCUUGUUGCUUGCUCGGCAGUCUCACUUUCAGUUACACUGGACGCCCCUCUGGCUUGCACUGGGCAGUAUUGCCGCGUUCAAGUUUGCAGUAUAUACGCAGAAUACAGCAUUACAAGAGAAUCUGCUUGUGCAACCUGCGUUUGCGUGGCUCAUGAUGGCUUGCGGAGCAGUCCUCGUGUUUUUGCGAAGAACACCAAGCUCAAGGGUUGCUUUGGCACGUAUGCUGGUUGUUCUUGUCUUUUGCUUGCAAGCAAGAUUGGAGAAUCUACCCAUUCUACUCCUGCUACUUGGACUUGCGCGCAGCCUACGAGUACCAGAUUCUGUUACUCGGCCAGUCUGGGUUGAACAAUCCGUGCUUGUCACGUUAUGCAUAUUGCAACAAUCUACUUUCUUUGCGAUGGGCAACAGUAACGCAUUAUCAGGUUUGGACUUGUCACAAGCGUAUAAUGGCGUAGCAAGCUAUAAUGCCGUGGUGGUAGGCAUUUUACUCUUCCUUUCAAGCUUUCUCGGUGCCUUCUUUUGGCAAGCAGAGAUCUUUGCAUGGACGCAGCACCAGCCAGGAAGUCUAGGUGAAGAUCGUCUUCAAUUCGCAAGAUCAUUCAUGGUCGUCUUGUCAUCUGUGUAUGCAUUCGCUCUAUGCCUAUCUUGCUACAUUUUGCGCCAUCACCUCUUCAUCUAUUCGGUAUGCAGUUGA
Molecule: messenger RNA, 2361 nt
Organism: Protomyces lactucae-debilis
Lineage: Eukaryota; Fungi; Ascomycota; Taphrinomycetes; Taphrinales; Protomycetaceae
Product: alkaline-phosphatase-like protein
Exons: 2
Coding region: 1-2361 (786 amino acids)
Biological process (GO): GPI anchor biosynthetic process
Cellular component (GO): endoplasmic reticulum membrane
Source: RefSeq, a predicted model, not a curated record